Molecule: messenger RNA, 8054 nt
Organism: Biomphalaria glabrata
Lineage: Eukaryota; Metazoa; Mollusca; Gastropoda; Planorbidae
Product: RING finger protein unkempt homolog
Exons: 14
Coding region: 819-2714 (631 amino acids)
Molecular function (GO): metal ion binding
Source: RefSeq, a predicted model, not a curated record
UUUUAGUAUGUUACUGGUUUACCAUGAAUAAGAUAAGUGGAAUUAAUUUAUUUAAGUUUUUUUUUGUUACUCUUAAUAACUGACAUUGUUCUGGGUGGAAAGACAUGCUCCAUUUUGAUUCCCAUUUCUGUAAUUCAUCUAAUUCUCUUUGUAAAAUUUCUGUAUCUUGUGUUGUUUUUAUUGUUCUAUAUAUUAUGCAUCGUCUGCGAAUAAUCUGACUUUUGUUCCUGAAGUAAUGCAAUUUGGUAAAUCGUUUAUGUAAAUUAAAAAUAGUAGUGGACCUAAGACUGUUCCUUGAGGUACGCCUGAGUUUACUAUUAUUGGUGUUGAUUUAGAGUCAUUUAUUAUUACAGUUUGUUCUCUCCCUAUCAGAAAAUCUUUAAUCCACUGAUGCAAUGGACUAUCAAUGCCAAAAUAUUUUAAUUUUUUAAGCAAACUAUGGUGGUGAACUUUGUCAAAAGCUUUGGAAAAAUCUAUUAAGAUUGCAUCUAUUUGCUCACUGUUAUCUAAACCUUUUGAAAAAUCAUCAAUUAGUCCUAUUAGUUGUGUUUCACAUGAUCUAAAUUUCCUAAAGCCAUGUUGGUAUGGAGUAAGGACAUUAUGUUUGUCUAAGUGAUUUAUGAUGUUGCUACACAUUAUGUGUUCUAGGAUGUUACAUGUGAUGCUGCUGUCCCUUUUUGCAUAGAACUGCAGGAGAUACAGAGAGAAGAUAUCACCUUAGGUACUAUAAGACUGGCACUUGUGUGUAUGAGACUGAUUCCAAAGGAAAUUGUACUAAAAAUGGACCCCAUUGUGCAUUUGCUCAUGGAGCUCAUGACAUGAGGCCACCUGUUUAUGAUUCAACAGAAGUUCAGCCUUCAAUGGAUAUUCUAGAUAAGAAAUCAACUUCACCUGGUUCCUUAGAAAAAGAUAAAGUACUUGCUGAAGAUCCUCGUUGGAAUGAUACCAACUUUGUCUUAGCUAAUUAUAAAACAGAACCAUGUAAGAGACCUCCUAGACUUUGUCGACAAGGAUAUGCUUGUCCACAGUUCCAUAAUACUAGAGAUAGGAGAAGAAGUCCAAAACUAUUUAAAUAUAGGUCAACACCGUGUCCAAAUGUUAAACAUGGAGAUGAGUGGGGUGAUCCGACCCAAUGUGAAAGUGGAGACAAUUGUUCGUAUUGCCACACCAGAACAGAACAACAGUUUCAUCCUGAGAUCUAUAAAUCUACUAAAUGUAAUGAUAUGGUUCAAACCAAUUGCUGUCCUAGAGGAGCAUUUUGUGCAUUUGCUCAUGUAGAGCAGGAAAUUUCCAUAGUUAGAGAUGUAUUAUCAAGUCUAAGUACCAACUCUUUAGCAGCUUUUGUAACUAAUGUUUUGCCUUCUUGUGAAACAUCAAAUAAAUUAGAGUCAAUAGCAGGAAAGGAUGAACUUAAUGGAAAAGAGGAAGUGAAUUUCUAUUUCAAACAGACUAAUGGGAAAUCAGAUAUGAAGCUUCCUAAUCCAAUUGGUAAAGAAAGAGCUAACAGUAUAUCAUCUCAACCAAGUUUAAUAUCAAUGAGUCUGCUAAGUAGUAGUAAUAACGGAAGUGGAUUCAGGAAUAGUCCAUUACCAGAUCCAUUUUCAAAAGCUAGAUCUUGUAGUGUUAGUUCAGAUUACAAUAAUUCACCUCUAUACAUGCGAGCUCCAGGCUUUGAAAGAGAUGAAUAUCAGUUAAAGUUGCGACAGCAGUUGAUAUCAAUAGAGAAAGAUACCUCAAUUGAUGCAGCUGAAAAGACCAAACGUAAAGAGAAUCUUCUAUUAAUUCAUCAAGCUGGCUUGUACAAUCACUUAGGACAUAACCUCUCACUCAGUCUUGGAUCUACAACCAUGUCUCCUCUGGCACCAGCAUUUUACCCACCAGGUGACUGUGUGGAGUCUGUGCUAGGUAAGGCACUAGAUGAAAUUCACUUGGAUGACUUAGACAUGGGAACAUUAGAACGAGAACUAGACAAAGAUAUGGAUGCCAACUCAGUGAGCAGCUCAAUCAGUGCUGGCCUUUCAACUUCAGGCUGCUUCAGCAACAACUCUUCUAUACCUAUUGGCAUUCCAUUCAGUAGAAUUGCACAGCGAGGUAGCAUCAGCAGCUUGUCUCAGAGCCCACCUUCUCCUUUUGGGAGUUUCCCACACAGCAUGCAACCUUUACAAUUACAGAAACAGGAUUCAAAUGACCAUUCUUCCUCACCUCUGCUGAACUGCUACUCUGGUAUGAGCAAAUAUCAGAUGGGCUCCAAUUUAAGUGAUACCAAUUCAAUGUCUCCACGGAGUGCAGGACCACAGUCUCCCAUGCUUUCUGGGUCUUUCAGCACUCAUCUUCAAAAUGGAGAAGUGCACAAGCUUAGAGAAGAACUCAUGAUGGCAAAGUCCAAAAUGGCUGAAUGGGAAGGUGUAUACACCCAAGCCAAAUGUGCGUGUGAUGCUUGGAAGAAAGAAGCAGAAGAUGCUAACAGAAAGGCAAAGCUUGCAGAAGAAGAAAGACAACAAGCUGUUAAACAGAAGGAUGAUAUCACUUCACAGUUACAUCGGGUGCAGCAAGUUAUUGCUAUGACAGGAGGACCCCAUAUUUAUGCAUUGUCAAGAUCUAGUGAGUUGGAUAAACUUAACAUACAACAACUACAGCAACUAAAAAUACAACUACAACAAGAUGUGGACACAUUGGAAAAGGUAAUGCUUCAAAAAUUGGGCAGGAAAGUUUGAUGUGGGUGAUAUUUAGGAUACAUCUAAUUAACACAGGCUGAAAGGUUCUUAUGGGCAGUUUGCAAUACAGAGAGUUGGACAUAAGCAUACAAAGAAAGUUUAGUCUCUGUUUUUAUAUAAGUAUAUUUUUCUUUACUUGCUUAUUAAUUUUGUCUUGUAUCUCUUGGAAAUUUUUUGUUUUGUAAAAUAAUACAAAAACUGAUUUGUUCUAGAUAAAUAUAUUGUAAAUAAAUAGCUGUGAAAUAUAAAUAUAUUAAGAUAUAUAUUUUAGCUGUUUUUUUUUUUUUUUUUUUUGUUGUUUUUUUUUAGACUGUAAAUAUACUUGUUAAUGUGAAUUAUCAUAUAUAAAUUAAAACAAAAUUAAUAAUGUAAAUAGUUAGCUUUGUUCAUUGUUAAGCUUGAAUUUAAGACCAUAAUGUGUAUAUAUGUAUUUGUUCAAAGGAAAAUUUAUCUUCAAAGUGCACAUAUUUCAAAGUAUUAAUUCUGAUACAUUAUUUCAUUGUUAGAAAAUUUUCAUAUUGUAUUUUAUUAAUGAAGCAUUUAUACAAUUUUCUAGGUCUAUUUACUGUAUUCAUGAACAUUUUAUUCAAUAUCUUUUAAAAACAUAUAAUUGAAUUAUGCUAAUUUUGAUUUAUUGAAAUUUUUUUUUCAUCUGGUUUCUGUAUGUUAAUUUUUGUUUCUUCCCCCUUUCUUAUGUGGGCAGCUUAAUUGGUAAUUGAAAUAAAAUCACUCUUCACUGCUGAAAUGUCAUUUAGAAGGUGCUUUUGUUUUACUGUUGCAGUUCAAGUUGUGAAGAAUAGGUAAUUAUGCUUUGCUUGUUAGUUUUACUCUGUAAUCUGCUUUGGUUAGUUUGCUUUGUUAUAAAACAACACCUGCCCACAUUACUGUAAAAAUUUUAAAAUGCUAAUUGAAAAUUAAUAAUGCGUAACUUUCUGAAGUCUAAAGUUGUUGAGAGUGAUAUAUAGUUCUAAAAAUGGCAAAAACUUUACUAAGAAAUGCAAAACAAAAGAGAUAUGUCACUGUUAUUAAAAGAUUAAUUCUAUAUUGUCUUAUAUUUUCUUGUCACUAUAUUGUUAUAUAUAUGUUUUAAAUGUUAUUGUAUAUUAAUAUGGACUAGAGAACUGCAGGUGAACAGUUCUGGUGUUUGCCUUUAUUGGGUCGUGUACAGUAUUUUUCAAUGUCAUGAUCAAAGAAGAAAAAAACAAACUUGUUUUUUUCUUUAUCAUAUUACUUAGCUCAAUGCACUUUAAAAACAGGCCCUAUCCGGCUUUCAACUUACGUAGCCAAUAAAUGUUCCCUAAUACGAUUUUAUGUUUGAUUUUGAUGUUCAAAAGUUGAUAGUUUUAUAUAUUAUAAUGAAGUUACUAAAAUACAUAUUGCCUAUUAAAAUUAGUUAGGUUUUGACUAGGCAGGAAAAUCAAUGACUUAAUAGUGUCUAAAUUUCUAAAAUGGUAAUCACAUAAGAAUGGAGGUUUUUUUCUCAACUGUGAACAUUUUUGAAUGUAAGUUUCCAUGUUGGAGAGUGCCUCGACAUAGUGUUAUUUUUCUAUGCUGUAUCAAUGUGUACACAAUUUAUUAGCACUUGCAUAAACAAUUUAGUUUUUCCAAUUAGUUUAUACUGUACAUUGUAAAGACGUCUAAUUAGUAAAGUUGUAUAGUCUAAUUUUGUUGUAUUUGUUAGUUCAUGUCUAUUUGAGCUCAUUUAUUACAAAGCAUCUUCAAUGUUUUCACUGCUGUAUUUAUUUGAGUUAUCUUCCCAUUCUUUGUCUCAUUUAUUGGCUGGACUUUGUCUACUUCUUAGAAAUAUUGUUCAGAAAUAAACAUUUAUAUCAGUUAGCUGAACAGAAUUAUAUAAGUGUAAAGAGAUAUGUUUUUAAUACAUUUAUUUGAACUAACAAUUGUCUGAACAUGCAGAAAAUGGAAGCUAUUAAUUUUUGUUUAAUCUGUGUUAGACCUUUUAAAAUACAUUACCUAUUUUGUGAAAUCAAUUUUAUUAUUAUUUAAGUAAGUUUAAAUAUUCUCACAAGAUUGUCUUUAAAAGUAUAGUUAGGCUGUGAUUAAUGUUUUUAAAUAUAAAUAUAUUUUGUAUCUUUUUUAUGUUAUUUUUUAAAAAUUGAUAUAUAACAAGUUAAAGCAUUAUGAAGUUUUUUUUUACUAUCAAAUUCUGUUAGUUUUAUUACAAACUGACAAACUGAUUGUUUAUAGGUUUACAAAAAAGAGUCUUUAUAUAUUGUGGUGCUCUGCUUAAUGAAUGUUCCUCAUAAUGAAAACAAACCAUUGCUUAGUGACUGACAAAACCUUAACCCACACAUUCACUUAGAAGUAGGAAAACUAGUGAACACAAUGAUUUUAACAUGCAGCAAUACAAAGUUCAAGCUCUGCUACAUUGAAUGCAAUAUAGAUUUGGUCUAAAAAAAAUUGUUCAUGCUUUUGAGUUACUCUAGUGUUAAAAUGCGCAUGUUUAAAGAUGAUCGUUAUCAGCAUGAGCUAUAAGCAUGAAAGUAGCGCUAUAUAAAAGAUUUAAUUUAAUUUAAUUUCAAGAAAAAAAAGCACUCUUAUUGAAAGGUAUAUUUUCUCAGUUGCUAGCUUGGGAAAGGUAUAAUCUUCAAAUCUGAAGGUACAUCCAAAACGUAUAACAAAAACAAUCUAAGGGUUUUCAAAGAUAGCAGCGCUGUUGUGGAAUAAAAUUAGAGUAGACAGUUUAAAACUUAAACUGAGAAAGUUCUUUCUUAAAUCAUGCACUAAUAUUUGAGUUCAGUUCCAGUUUCUGCUUGCAGCAAUUUUUUAAACAUUUUUUUAUACUGAGAUUUUAAAAAAAUGGGGCAAAUGUUAAAAACACAACUGAAACAUAGCUAGAUACAUAGCUAGAAAAGAUAAUUCUACUGUAAGCAAAUCAUCAGCUUAAGGCUAAGGCUCAUAUUUUUGUCAAACUUAGGUUUCAUUGUUGUAUGUUUUUUUAUACUAAUGAAUAUUUGUCAUUGAACUGCUUGAUUGCUGAUGAUUUUAUGUUGUCUACUAUUCAUCCUUCUUAACGUCUUGUCAUAAAACAUUGUGGAAAAUAUAUGUUCAAUGGUCUUGUGUGUGUGCAUAUUUUACCUCAUCUCACAUUUUUGUUAAUGCUGUAUCAAGUUUCUAAAUCAUCUACAGUGUUAUAUCAAUUUAGUUUAAAAAACUUGUAACAUUAAUAUCAAUUUUAUGAAUUAUUAGUUUGAUUUGAAUGUGAAUAUUUUUUUAUACUUAAAACAAUUAUUUUGUUUAAAUGUAUAUAUAUAUAAUUUAUUACUUCAUUAAUAGUAUACACUAUAUAUUAAAUACAUUAUAAUUAGAUAUUUGAAUUACUUAUUUCUUAUUAUAGUAUAGAGCUGUUUGCAUCAUAUUUGACUGCAAUUUUAGAAGACAUAUGAUUUUGUUUGUAUUAAUGUGCAUUAAGAUAUGUUUAUGUACUAGAUGUAUAUACACUAGUUGGUCUUCAAAUCAAAAUUGCUGAAGCUAUAUGAGAUGUCAGAAAAGGUUUAUUAAUUCUCUUCAAUAGAGAUCUGUUACCUAGUGAAUGUUGUUAGGUCAACUGUUACGCCAUCUUUAGGUUAUUUCUUAUUAUAGUAUAGAAACAUUGAAGCAGUUUUUGUAGGCCAAUAAUAUAGCACUAGUAGUGGCACUUUUUUUUUUAGAGUUUGUUGAUAUUUUUGGCAGAAAACAUUUUUUUGAACUGUUAGCUAAUUCAUUCCCUACUUUGUGUUUAUAGAAAAAGGGUAUGAUACUAACCUAAUUGUUACAUGGUUGACAGUGAGUUCACCAAAGUACUCUAACACAAUGUUAAAUUAAUGUGAUGUUUUUAGAAAAACAAUAGAUAUUGUUUGUUGUUGCUUUUCUGUUUACUGUGUCACAUUAGUUCAUGUUCUUCUUUGGCAUUAACCAUUGUAGAUGAUAUUUUUCUCUCCUUGUAAUGAGAUUUUACUGUUAAUAUCUCACAUUUUCAUUUUCUUAAUGGGAUGAUCUGAUUAAUUAACAACAAAAAAAAAAUACUAGUAUAAAAAUCAUUGUCAUUCUUUCAUGCUAUGUACUCUUGUUUAGACUGUCCCACAACUGUAUGUAUUAAAUAUCAGUUCAAGUUAAAAACAAAAAUGAAAUCAUGCUUAUUUAGAGCAAUAGCAAACUCUUUGAUUGUAAUUCUAAAGAAAAAAAUUGAGUUAUAAAACACUUAUGAUUUGUUGUAUGAAAAUCCUGUUAUAUCUAGCCAUUAAUACUAUACACAUUUUAUUUUUUUCUCAUUCAACUGCCAUUGUAUACAUUUAUAUAUUUACAUGAAAGCACAUAAUGUGUGUAUAAAGGUGUACAUAAAUUAACAUUGUCUUAUCAAAGAAAUUAAUUAGAAUAUAAAAAAUUUUGGGCAUAAUUCUUGUUUCAUUUCACACACAAAAAAAUAUUUUAUUUAAGGAAUAAUGAAAAUAGUUGAGCAUGUUUUGUUUUGGUUUACUUGUGUUUUUAAAGUAAGAUUUAUUGAUUUAUUGAUUUUUGUAGUUAACAAAAUGGACUUUUUUUUUUCAAUGUUAAUUUGCAUAGGGAUUUAUAAAUAUAACAAGAACUUUAUUUUUUGCUUGUAGGUAUCUUUUUUAUUGGACUUGUAAAUAAUGUUAUUAAAUAUUCUGUCAUAUUGUGCAUUAGGUGUAAAUAUCAAUAUUUAUAAUAAAUAGUUAUGGUUUAACAGGAUGUUUUUUAUGGGCAACUAAAAUGUUCUGUAUUCUUAGUUGUACUUUCAUGGAGUUCUGUGUGUCUUAGAAGAAAACAAAAUAAUGCUAUAAGUUGGAUUUUUUUAAAAUUUGUACAUACAUGUAAUUGUUUUUGUUUUUUUUAAUUAUUAUAACUUUUGUUUUGUUCCCUCUCAUUUAGUUUUCACCUUUAGUUGUGGUUUAAGGAAUAUAUAUUAUAGGAAAUAUUUGUUUUAAAGUAUUAUUUAGAAUAAAUACUAUCUUGCAGACAAUGCAUAUCUUGUAUAAAUGGUACUAUUUAUCUGAGAGCAAAGGGUUCUUUCUUUUAAGUAUCCCCCCCCCCCAAAAAAUGUAAAAAAGAAAAUAAGCAUUUGUUGUUACUGCUUAAAUAUUAGAAUUGUUUUAAUUAACACAGCCAUAUUUUUUUUUCUUAUUUUAUUAAAGAUACUGAAUGGUCUUGUUUUUUUUUUAUGGUCUAUUUUGUAAAAUAUUUGUGCGUUGUUCAAAUUUUAACUUCUAGUGAUUCUGAUUCAAUAUUAUUUUGUAUAAAUUCUUUUAUGUUUUAAUCUAAAAUUGUUACAAAUAUUUCAAGUUAAAAUAAUAGAAAUAAAUUAUUAAAUUCUUGACCAAUAAA